This is a messenger RNA of Gongylonema pulchrum, 382 nucleotides long. The record is from the annotation of a GenBank genome assembly. Lineage: Eukaryota; Metazoa; Nematoda; Chromadorea; Rhabditida; Gongylonematidae.
GGCCAGAGCAGUGAAAGUGAUUCCGAUGACGACAGCAGCAGCAGCAGCAGCGAAGAAAAACCAACGGAGCGCGACGAUGAAAGCACCAUGGCUACAGACUACGAUUAUGUCGAAACAACUCAAUACAGCGAAAGUGACAAUACAGUAUCGGAUUAUGGCAGUACGGUGUCGGAUUAUGACGGUACAGCAUCGGAUUAUGACAGUACAGUAUCGGAUUAUGACAGUAUGGUGUCGGAUUAUGACGGUACAACAUCGGGUUAUGACAGUACAGUAUCGGAUUAUGACAGUACAGCAUCUGAUUAUGACAGCACUGCAUCGGAUUACGAUGGUACAGCUUCAGAUUAUGACAGCACAGUAUCUGAUUAUGACAGUACAGCACCGG